UCAGACGAUUUUGAUAUAGGUAUUUUAACCGACUCUUGAAUCUUCACUGCCACUCCGUGCAAAAUAUCGAUUCCAUUUUUUUAAUCAUACUAAUUGCUACGGAAAUGAGCAUUCCGUUGACCGACGUCGUGCCAACCACAAAAUUAAACUGGCACCAUUUCAAUUUUAUUUUAGAAUUAAGAACAUAAACGCGUCCCGAUAAUUAUGACACUUUAGUCGGUUUAAAGUCGGCCUAAACAUGAAAAUUGCCUACCAAAAUGUGAUCUGGUGGUUUUUUUUUGCCGUUUACAACUACAUGUCUCUGGCACAAGACGAGCCAUUAAAUGUGGACGUGGUCGGUUUCUUCGACGAGAAAAAUGGACUCUCAGAAAUCGCCUUCCAGACUGCGAUUUCUAAUCUCAACACUAUGAAGGACGAAAUUCGUUUCAACCCCAUGUCUUUCGUCGUCAACACGACUGACAGUUUCGAAAACAGCAAAUCUUUGUGUGACAUCGUCGAAACGAGCAAUGUAGGCGGCGUUUUCUGUCCCACAUCGGCAAAAAUAGCUCCAAUUGUCGAAUCGGUCGGAGAUAAUUUAAAUAUUCCCGCCAUUCAGGUCGGUUGGAGGCCUUCUGCGACUUACACAGAUAUACUGGUCAACGUUUACCCUGUCCCCACGUUGCUUUUCCAAGGACUUAGGGCCAUAGUCAGGAAUCUGCAAUGGAGGAGCAUCGUUGUGUUUUACGAAACGGCAGAAAAUUUAAUUCGGCUUCAGGAUAUUUUGAAAACGCAGGACUAUAAUUCGGGCAAUAAAUACAACUCUUUGAUGCUCAAAGAGCUAGGACCAGGACCCGACUAUAGAUCUGCAUUGAAGCAAAUCCAAAAUAAGAGCGAAUACAGAAUCAUACUCGACUGUAAAACUGAAAAUAUCGUUCCAAUUUUGCGCCAAGCUAAAGAAUUGAAGUUGUUAGAGCCACACUUUAGUUACUUUCUAACUUCUUUGGACGCACAUACGGUGGAUUUGAAAGUCUUAAACUCCUCUGUAAACGUAACAACAGUUCGGAUUUUUGAACCCGAAAGCGACAAUUUUAAAACCGCAAUCAGCAAUUGGAAUAAUUAUAUGAAAAAAAUGAAUAUUCCGGGCGUUGGUCUGGAUCCGUAUUCCGUCAAGACAGAAACAGCCUUGAUGCACGACUCGGUCCACAUGUUUUUGAAAUGUAUCACAGAUCUGCACGCCACAGGAAAAUCAGUCGAACCGACGAAAUUGAGCUGUGAAAAUGUAGAUGAUAAAUGGGUGCCUGGUUUCGACAUUGCUUCAUUUAUGAAAGCGUACACUCACGAAACCGAAGGUUUAUACAGCAUAACAACUCCUAUGAAGUUCGAUCAUUUAGGCCGAAGGACCAAUUUUUCCAUUUUCGUGGUCGAAGGCAAUCGAGAUGAUGUUGUGGCUAAAUGGAACCCUUCGGAUCCCGACGUUUUGCAAUUUUUUAAAAGCGAGGAAGACCGAAAUAAAGAAUUGGAACGGAAAUGGAGCGAGGGAAUUGUCACGGUUGCUUCUAUAUUAGGGCCUCCCUACCUCAUGAAGAAAAAACCAAAGUCAGAAACUGAUCUCCUCGAAGGCAAUAAUCGCUACGAGGGAUUUUCAAUGGAUUUAAUAGCGUUGUUGGCCAAGGAUCUAAAUAUCAAAUUUAAAUUUGAAGUUCUCGAGAGUGGGCAACGGGGGGCCUACGACAAAGCCACCAAAUCUUGGAACGGCCUAGUCCGCGAGAUUUUAGACAGAAGGGCCGAAUUGGCUAUUUGCGACCUGACCAUUACCCCCGAACGGAGAGAAGUCGUCGACUUUAGCACCCCUUUUAUGCGUUUGGGGAUCAGUAUUUUGUACAAAAAGGCGGAAGCGAAAGAGGCGAACAUGUACGCGUUUUUGGACCCCUUUUCAGUAAAAUUGUGGUUAUAUUCAGCCACCCUGUAUCUUGGCAUAACAGUCGUCUUAUUUUUUAUUUCGAGGAUUUCGCCCCAAGAUUGGGAAAAUCCGCACCCUUGUGAGCAGGAACCCGAAGAGCUUGAGAAUAUCUGGGAUAUGAAAAACUGUCUUUGGCUCACUCUUGGGUCGAUAAUGAACCAAGGCUGUGAUAUUCUUCCAAAGGGGUUGGCUCCAAGAAUGGCGGCUUCAAUGUGGUGGUUUUUCAGUAUAAUCGUCACCAAUUCGUAUAUGGCGAAUUUGGCUGCGUUUUUGACGAAUGAGAGAAGUCAAGCAUCGAUAAACAGUGCUGAGGAUUUAGCUAAACAAACGAAAAUAAAAUAUGGAACUUUGGAAGGGGGUUCGACACAAAAUUUUUUCAGGGAUUCAAACUAUUCGCUUUAUCAACGAAUGUGGACUAGCAUGGAACAAAGUAAACCUUCUGUUUUUGAAAAAAGUAAUGACGACGGUGUUGCUCGAGUUCAAAACACCAAAAACCGGCUUUAUGCCUUCUUAAUGGAAUCCUCAACACUUGAGUAUCAAAUCAUGACCAAGUGUGACUUAAAGCAAGUCGGGAAUUGGUUAGACAGCAAGGGAUAUGGGAUUGCGAUGCCUUUAGAUUAUCCACAUCGAAGUCGCAUUAAUGAAGCUUUACUCAGGAUGCAAGAAAAAGGUGAAAUAAAUCGAUUAAAAGAUAAGUGGUGGAAAGAAAAAAGAAGUGAACCCCCAUGUCCGAAAGAAGCCGAGGACCAAGACGCCAAUAAAUUAGCUUUACAAAACGUGGGUGGUGUAUUCAUUGUGUUAGGUGUGGGCUUGGCUCUGGCAUAUAUUGUGGGAAUUUUAGAAUUUUUAUGGAACGUCCGGAGCGUUUCAGUCGAUGAACACAUUUCGUACAUGCAAGCACUGAAAGUAGAGUUAAUGUUCGCACUUGAUGUCCGGAAGACGAAAAAGCGAGCCAAACCCGCAGUCUCCGAAUCAUCAUCUUCUUCACGAUCGCCAAGUAUGGCUCGGAGUUUUCUACAAAGUGCUGGAUCUUUUCUUAGACUGGAUAAGAUAAACCAGCUUGAAACGCCUGGAUCUAGUAGACACACCUCCAGGCCUUUGGAAUAAUUUGUUUUGACAAAAAAUAAAUAAAGAUGUUUAAUGUGUAAUUCUCUGUAAUUCAAAAUAAAGAACUGAA
Molecule: messenger RNA, 3116 nt
Organism: Tribolium madens (black flour beetle)
Lineage: Eukaryota; Metazoa; Arthropoda; Insecta; Coleoptera; Tenebrionidae
Product: glutamate receptor ionotropic, kainate 2-like
Exons: 13
Coding region: 239-3046 (935 amino acids)
Biological process (GO): monoatomic ion transport; synaptic transmission, glutamatergic; modulation of chemical synaptic transmission
Cellular component (GO): postsynaptic membrane; plasma membrane
Molecular function (GO): glutamate-gated receptor activity; transmitter-gated monoatomic ion channel activity involved in regulation of postsynaptic membrane potential
Source: RefSeq, a predicted model, not a curated record